Vigna radiata var. radiata (mung bean) is the source of this 714-nucleotide messenger RNA. Its product is annotated as transcription factor MYB101-like. The coding region runs from base 1 to 714 and encodes 237 amino acids. The transcript has 3 exons. NCBI's taxonomy places the organism in Eukaryota, Viridiplantae, Streptophyta, Magnoliopsida, Fabales, Fabaceae. The record is from RefSeq and is a predicted model, not a curated record.
AUGUCUUCGUUCUCAAAUGAGGAUCAAAGUAAUGAUAAUCAGUCACAGGAAAAUAAUCUAAGGAAAGGGCCAUGGACAGCAGAAGAAGAUGCAAUACUGGCAGAAUAUGUGACAAAACAUGGACCAGGAAAUUGGAACAUAGUGCAGCAAAACACUGGACUACUUCGUUGUGGCAAAAGUUGUCGUUUAAGGUGGACAAAUCAUCUAAGACCAGAUCUAAGGAGAGGUGCAUUCACCAAAGAAGAACAAAGGAAAGUCAUUGAGUUACAUGCGGAGAUGGGAAAUAAAUGGGCUAAAAUGGCACAGAAGUUGCCUGGACGAACAGACAACGAAAUCAAGAACUUUUGGAACACUAGACUGAAGAAAAGGAAACGAAUUGGCUUAGACCUCUACCCAGAUGGCAUAAAACCUGUGUCAGAUGCCCACAACCCAAACACUACUCUAGCUACCUACACUCAUGGUAACGAAGUAGUAGGGACAUCAUCUCAACAUGCCAUGUUAAAUAAUUUCAGUAACACUCAAAAUCAACCACUCCCUGUACAACCAAUUUCUAUGGUACGUGAAAACAUGAAACCACCUCAAGAAAUGCAACCGUCUGAGGUACCUCGGCAACUACAACUACCUGAAGCAGGUAGAUCAUCUUAUGUACCAGAUGUGGUGUUCAACACUCCAAAUAAACGACUGCGUGUACUACCAAAUUCUAUGUUCCAGUAA